Messenger RNA from Colletotrichum tamarilloi, 1524 nucleotides. RefSeq lists its product as uncharacterized. NCBI's taxonomy places the organism in Eukaryota, Fungi, Ascomycota, Sordariomycetes, Glomerellales, Glomerellaceae. The transcript has 4 exons. The record is from RefSeq and is a predicted model, not a curated record. The coding region runs from base 1 to 1524 and encodes 507 amino acids. Gene Ontology annotation, molecular function: chitin binding.
AUGGUAAAUGCGGUCGUUCUGCUGCAUUCUGCGGAGAUGGUUGCCGCCGGUAACUGCAACGCACCCGCACCUGCUCCCGCCCCACCACCCGGGCCCGGGAGUAUCUCUCCCGACGGCUCAUGUGGCGGAGCAAAUCAGUAUAACUGUACGACUUCCCCCUUCGGAGACUGCUGCUCUUCGAGCGGCUACUGUGGUACCACUUUGGGCCACUGUGGAAGUGGUUGUCAAGACCUCUUUGGCACAUGUGGUGCGACGACCAAUAUCAGCUCUGAUGGCCAGUGCGGCUCCAAUGGCAAGACGUGUUUAGGGUCAACAUUUGGAGACUGCUGCUCAUCCGGUGGUUACUGUGGAACAUCCUCUGAUCACUGCGAUGCUGGCUGUAAUGCGGCCUUUGGCACCUGUUCCAACGCGGACUCGGGUAGUAUCUCUACGGAUGGAACAUGCGGGAAGAAUGGCAAGACAUGCAAGGGGUCCAAGUUUGGCGACUGCUGCUCCUCUGGCGGCUUCUGUGGCACUUCCAAAGACCAUUGCCAGGCGGGCUGCCAGUCUCAGUUUGGCACAUGUGGCGCAGAAGACAACGUUUCCACUGAUGGUACUUGUGGGACAAACGGAAAGACCUGUAAGGGUUCUUCCUUCGGGGAUUGCUGUUCUUCCACUGGAUUCUGCGGCAAAUCUACCGCUCAUUGCGAUGCUGGUUGCAAUGCUGCGUUUGGCACUUGUAAUGAGGCUGCUAGCGGUAUCUCUGCUGACGGUCAAUGUGGCAAGAACGGGAAGACCUGCAAGGGCUCUGCAUUUGGCGAUUGCUGCUCUUCCGGUGGCUACUGUGGCAAGUCAUCUGACCACUGCGAUGCCGGUUGCAACGCAUCAUUUGGUACCUGCAACACAGCUGCUGGAAGCAUUUCCACGGAUGGAACUUGCGGUAAGAACGGCAAAACAUGCAAGGGUUCAGCCUUUGGAGAUUGUUGCUCGUCUGGCGGGUUCUGUGGUAAAUCUUCCGAUCACUGCGAUGCUGGUUGCAACCCAUCCUUUGGAACCUGUAACGAGGGCGCCUCAAGCAUCUCAACCGAUGGAAAUUGCGGUUCGAAGAAUGGCAAGACUUGCAAAGGUUCAACCUUUGGUGACUGCUGCUCUUCCAAUGGUUACUGCGGAAAAAGCACCGACCAUUGUCGCAAUGGCUGCCAGCUGUCUUACGGCCUUUGCACUGGAAUCUCAAGUGAUGCAGUUUGCGGCACGAAAAAUGGCAAGACAUGCGCUGGAUCUGGUCUUGGAAACUGCUGCUCAAGUGGAGGCUAUUGUGGAAGCACUGGCGCUCAUUGUGGCCAGGGAUGCCAAAAAGAUUCAUCGAAAGGCUGCCUCACAGCCAACAUCCCGUCUGUUGAUGGCACUUGCGGCUCCAGCAAGGGAGGUUUCACAUGUGCUGGUGGGCCUUUUGAUGGUCAGUGCUGUAGCUCUUCAGGGUUUUGUGGAACGAGCUCUUCGCAUUGCGGAACUGGCUGCCAACCUGGCUCUGGACGCUGCACCUAG